CCCAGAAACGCAAACCCCGAACUGAGAUCAGUGGCUGAAGCUGCACGGAGCUCGGUCUGCACGACGGUCUGUUCUAAAGGGAUGGCAGCAGGGUAACUCGGGGACAGUGACGACAUCCGCGAUGAAUCCCGAGUGCGAUCUGAACGUCAAGCGGACUGCACAGGGGCAAAAAAAGUGAAUGAUUGGAGCCAGAGGAGCAAAGUGCACGCUGAGUUUGCACACAGGACAGUCGAGAGACGAAGCAUUUUUUUCCGGAGAACUUCGGUUCCAUGACAUAGGCGGGCACAGCUCCGUGCGUUCUCCAGAACCGCACCAUAAUGCGGCAGUAUUAUGGUUAUAUCCGAGGGGGUUCCCCAUUGAUCAUCUUAUUUUUAUUGACUUUACGCUGCACACCUGUAAGGUUGCAUCCACAAUGUUUGGAUUUUAAACCUCCCUUUCGACCACAACAAGAGCUCCAGUUUUGCUCACCGUACAAGGAGUUUGGGUGCUGUAACUAUGAGAAAGACCAAGACCUCCUGACCAAGUUCUACCGGAUAAUGGGAAACUUUGAUUACCAUGGCUACGCUAACUGCGCCAGCUACGUCCAGGAGUUGCUGUGCCAGGAAUGUUCACCGUACGCUGCUCACCUCUUCGAUGCCGAGGACGCCAGCACUCCCGUCCGCACCAUCCCAGGGCUCUGCCCAGACUACUGCGCACAGUUCUGGAAGAAGUGCAGCUCCGCUCUCGAGUACCUCUCCGACGACCCACACCUGGCCAAAGUCAAGGCCGACCAGGCCCUGCUGUGCCAGUACCUGCAGCUGGGCGACGGGGACUACUGCUACCCGGACAUCGUGAACAACCCCCAGCUCAGCCAGAACCUGGGCCGCGUGCUCUCGGACGGGGAGGGCUGCCUGCAGAUGUGUCUGGAAGAGGUGGCCAACGGCCUGCGCAACCCGCUGGCCAUGGUGCACGCCAACGACGGCACGCACCGCUUCUUUGUGGCCGAGCAGCUGGGCCUGGUGUGGGCUUACCUCCCCGACCGCUCCAGGCUGGAGGUGCCCUUCCUGAACAUCACCAAGGCCGUGCUCACGUCCUCGUGGGAGGGGGACGAGAGGGGCUUCCUGGGCCUGACCUUUCACCCCAAGUACAGGUUCAACGGGAAGCUGUAUGUGUACUACUCGGUGGAGGUGGGCUUCGACGAGAGGGUCCGCAUCAGUGAGUUCCGCGUGUCGUCCCACGACAUGAACCUGGUGGACCAUGGCUCGGAGAGAGUGCUGUUGGAGAUCGACGAGCCCGCGUCCAAUCACAAUGGAGGACAGGUGCUGUUUGGGGAUGACGGUUACCUCUACAUAUUCACAGGCGAUGGGGGAAUGGCCGGAGACCCCUUUGGGAAAUAUGGCAACUCACAGAACAAGUCAGCACUGCUGGGCAAAGUGCUCCGCAUCGACGUGGACGACAACGAGAGGGGUCCGCUGUACCGCAUCCCCCCGGACAACCCCUUCGCCCGGCACCGGGACGCCCGGCCCGAGGUGUACGCGUACGGCGUCCGCAACAUGUGGCGCUGCUCUGUGGACCGGGGCGACCCGCUCACCCGGCAGGGCAAAGGACGCAUCUUCUGCGGAGACGUGGGCCAGAACAAGUUUGAGGAGGUCGACAUCAUCGAGAAGGGCCGCAACUACGGCUGGAGGGCCCGGGAGGGCUUCUCCUGCUACGACAAGAAGCUGUGCGCCAACAGCUCGCUAGACGACGUUCUUCCUAUUUAUGCAUAUCCUCACAAGAUGGGCAAGUCUGUCACUGGAGGCUACGUCUACCGCGGCUGUGAACACCCCAACCUGAACGGGAUAUACAUGUUCGGGGAUUUCAUGAGUGGGCGCUUGAUGAGUCUGCAGGAGGACCAAAACACGGGCCACUGGAACUACCACGAGGUGUGCAUGGGCAUGGGCCUGACCUGCGCCUUCCCUGGACUCAUCAACAACUACCACCAGUACAUCAUCUCCUUCGCCGAGGACGAAGCAGGCGAGCUGUAUUUCAUGUCCACGGAAAUCCCGAGUGCUACGGCACGUUCCGGUGUUGUGUAUAAGGUUGUGGAUCCCUCUAGACGAGCUGCCCCGGGACAGUGCCACUACGACCCUCUUCCUGUCCGAGUCAAAAGCAAGCUUAUCGAGUUCCAACCGCAGGAAACCCUCACUGGCCUGGAGCUCCCGGGGCACAGCCAGGCUGAGCUCGACCCCACCGUGGACUGGCUCCAGGAGCUCAUCGACGAACUGGGACAACCGGAGCUCACCACACCCCCCGCCGCCACCACCACGUCCACCCGCCCGCCAAGGCCCACCAAGCGGAAAGGCCGUCGCAGGAAGGCCAAGCAUCGGGCGGCGGCGGCGGCGGCGGCAGCGGCGGUUCCCCCGCCCCCGGCCGACGGGGCGGUGAGGCUGGCGGGGGAGGGGCACGAGCUGGGCGACCGCGGCCGGGUGGAGAUCUACGCCGGCGGCGAGUGGGGCACGGUGUGCGACGACCUGUGGACGGGCCGGAACGCCGAGGUGGUGUGCCGACAGCUGGGCUUCCGCGGCGCCCUGAAGGCGGCCAAGCACUCGGAGUUCGGCCAGGGCUGGAGCCUGCGCAUACUGCUGGACGACGUGCAGUGCACCGGCACGGAGGCCAGUCUGCUGGACUGCAAGCACGCGGGGCUGGGGGCGCACAACUGUGACCACCACGAGGACGCGGGGGUGGUGUGUGGGAACUCGGUCGAAUCGGGGGUGUAGAGGACGCUGAGAAACCAUGACGUGUAGUUCUAUGAAGCAUGGGGGGGAUAAGGUAUUAUGAAUCUGUUGGGGAAGAAUUGAAGGUACUAUGGGGUGCAGUAGAGGCUAAGAAUCUGUUUUGGGAGUGUAGCGUUUGAGGUGCCAUGGAAUGAGGUAGAGUAGAAGGUACGAUCUAGUGUUAGUUGAGUAUUAGGUACUAUGGAGUAUAGUAGAGUUUGAGGAACUAUGGAGUGUAGUGUUUAAGGUACUACGGAGUGUAAGAGAGUAUAAGGUAGACUUCCUGGUACUAUGAAUGUGUUGUGGAAGUGGAGAGUUUACGGUACUUUGUCUAAGUGUACCUUCAACUUAUCUCCAAUUUCGUUGCUCUAACAAAAACCUGUGCAAUUUAUUUUUUAUUUUAGGCCUACUUCUAUAAUUGAGGUAGCCGUAAAUUGGAUUUUCACUGCAAAGAUUGAAGAUUAUAACUUGUUCCAUAAACCAUUGCCAUUGUGUCCCUUGAAUGUAACAUUCCAUGAUUAUAUUAAUAGCAUUGAAUGUACAGUGUACAAUAAUUAAUGUAUGGGCAAUGGUCAAUUAACAUUGUUGCAGCCAACCAUUUCCACCUGUAAUAAAUAUAUGUCAUCACUCUU
Messenger RNA from Gadus macrocephalus (Pacific cod), 3367 nucleotides. It is a transcript of the gene hhipl1, whose product is annotated as HHIP-like 1. The transcript is spliced from 9 exons. Lineage: Eukaryota; Metazoa; Chordata; Actinopteri; Gadiformes; Gadidae. Gene Ontology annotation, cellular component: membrane. The record is from RefSeq and is a predicted model, not a curated record. The coding region runs from base 318 to 2738 and encodes 806 amino acids.